UCCUUUUCCUAGUCAUCGGCGUUUUACAUGCCCAAACCUACUCGACGUUUUCGUUUCCCACCUAUAUAAGCGUCGCUACCACCGGCGAAUUUUACCAGAAGAGGAUUCACGGAAUUGACGAGUGGACGCGCCUACUUGUCAGCGUCCUGCUAUAAUUAGUUCGAUUUAAUUUUUUUAUUGACCCCUGGAGGAGAGGCUGUACGAUGCGGUGGCAUAAGCUGCAGGUAGUGUCGACGUGCCUCCUGGUGCUUCUGUGUGGAGCGCUUGGCGAGCCCAUUCGAAAGAGAGAGGCACCGCUGGGGAUUGCGCCACCGCCGUUGCCAGAUGUUGGUGGAUUGAGCGGUACUUAUGGUGCUCCAACUGACUCUUAUAAUGCUCCAGCUCAGAAUUAUGGGCCACCAGCGCCAACUUACGGUGCACCAGCUCCAGCACCGGCUCCAGCACCAUCUUAUGGUCCUCCAGAGCCUGCAUAUGGUCCUCCACCUCCAGCGCCUGCGUAUGGUCCUCCAGCCCCAGCUCCUUCAUAUGGUCCUCCACCCCCAGCUCCUUCAUAUGGUCCUCCACCUCCAGCACCUGCCUAUGGUCCUCCACCUCCAGCUCCUUCGUAUGGUCCUCCACCUCCAGCCCCCUCCUACGGUCCUCCAGCCCCUUCAUAUGGUCCUCCAGCUCCAGCUCCUUCGUACGGCCCCCCUGCACCCUCUGGCUCAUGGCAGAAAAAAAUCACCUGGAAAGAGGAAUGGAAACAGAUCUGGGAGAAGAAGCUCCAGUGGAAGCAGAUCUGGAAAAAAGUGCAGACCCCAGCCUGGAAGGAAAUUAAAUCUCCAGCGUGGAAAGAAGUCAAAGAAGAGCAGUGGAAAAAGGUACAAAAACCUAUUUGGCAGAAGGUCAAAGUACCAAUAACCAAAGAAGUGCAAGUGCCAUCCUGGAAGCAGGUCUGGCGACCUGUUUGGACUCAGGUGCAGGUUCCAGUGACGCGUCAGGUGCAGGUGCCCGACUGGAAGAAAAUCUGGAUUCCAGUGUGGGUUGACGAUCACAGUCAGGCUCCUGCACCAGCAGACACCUACGGGCCUCCAGGAUUCGGUGGCUCUGGCGGACCCGGAGUGUCAGACACGUAUGGACCUCCAGCGAUUGGAGGCUUUGGAGGGCAUGGAGUGUCGGAUUCAUACGGACCCCCAGCAAGUGCUGGAGGACAUGGUAUCUCGGACUCAUAUGGUCCCCCAGAAGCUCCUGGACACGGAGGGGACGAUGGCUAUCACUACGGUCCACCAGCCGCACCCCAGAAGAAGCUCAUCUGGAAGGCCAGCUGGAAAAAAAUCUGGAGAACAGAGGACAAAACUGUCUGGGAUAAUCAGAAGAAAAUGGAGUGGAAGUCGGAGUGGAAGAAGGUCUGGUUAACUCAGAAAAAACAGGUCUGGGUGACUGACAAACGAUUGAGCUGGAAAGAGGAGGAUGUCAGGGUCUGGGUCCCCGUGAAAAAGCAGAUAUGGGUAAGUCAGAAGGUGAAAAUUUGGAAGGACGAGUGGAAGAGUGUCACUGUGCCUGUCUGGAAGCAGGUGCCUGCCUGGAAGAAAGUAUGGAAGCCCAUUGUGGAGAAAGUUUGGGUUGCCAGCCAGCCCCAUCACGAGGAGCACCCGGGGUAUCGUCGAUGAGAUAUCGUCACUGUGUUCUCCUCAUUCUCGAAUAAUUCAUCAAUGUGAAUAUAAUAUUUAAGAGAAUUUUGACUUUCCAAUUAUCCACGACUCUUGUAAAUAUAUCUCCCACUGUAACUGUUAAUUGUGUUACUUGUUUUUGUACGAAAAUAAAGAUAUUCUAGAAUUUUUUUAAUAAGA
Messenger RNA from Diachasmimorpha longicaudata, 1829 nucleotides. RefSeq lists its product as uncharacterized. The transcript is spliced from 3 exons. The record is from RefSeq and is a predicted model, not a curated record. Lineage: Eukaryota; Metazoa; Arthropoda; Insecta; Hymenoptera; Braconidae. Bases 204 to 1649 code for a protein of 481 amino acids.